Messenger RNA from Cantharellus anzutake, 912 nucleotides. Its product is annotated as MRP-like protein. The record is from RefSeq and is a predicted model, not a curated record. Gene Ontology annotation, cellular component: cytosol. Gene Ontology annotation, biological process: iron-sulfur cluster assembly. Bases 1 to 912 code for a protein of 303 amino acids. Lineage: Eukaryota; Fungi; Basidiomycota; Agaricomycetes; Cantharellales; Hydnaceae. The transcript has 2 exons. Gene Ontology annotation, molecular function: ATP-dependent FeS chaperone activity; ATP binding; 4 iron, 4 sulfur cluster binding.
AUGCAGAUCUUAGACAGUCCAGUGGCGCGCAGACUUGCUAGUGUGAAAAAUGUCAUUAUCGUCCUGGCUGGCAAAGGUGGGGUGGGAAAAUCAUCCGUUUCGACACAGUUGGCCCUCUCACUUUAUGCGCACGGUCCAAGCGCUCGGGUGGGAAUACUAGAUAUAGAUCUUACUGGGCCGUCUAUUCCCCGCAUGCUUGGCGUGGAUGGGCAUAGCGUUCACCAGAGCACGGAUGGAUGGGUUCCAGUGUAUGCCGACGGGCCCGAACGGCGACUUGCUUGUAUGAGCGUUGGAUUCCUAUUGAAAGGAAAAGGAGAUUCGGUUGUUUGGCGUGGUCCAAAGAAGAAUGCUAUGAUUCGCCAGUUUCUUAGUGAUGUUAAAUGGGGAGAUCUUGACUACCUUGUCGUAGAUACGCCGCCUGGAACAUCGGACGAACAUCUAUCGCUCAUGGAACACCUUGCACCUCUUCAUCCCCACCUUUCCUCGAUAAUCGUGACAACUCCACAGGCUGUCGCUCUAGCGGAUGCCUUGAAAUGUCUGUCAUUCACUCGAAACGUCAACCUGCCCGUCCUAGGCUUGAUAGAGAAUAUGAGUGGAUACGUUUGUCCAUGCUGCGGGAAAGUGAGCAAUGUUUUCAGUACUGGUGGUGGAGAAGCCAUGGCACAGCGCGAGUCGCUUAAUUUCUUGGGGGCGUUGCCGAUUGACACGAAUCUGGUUUCUUUACUUGACCAUGAAGAAGCUGACUCGAGUUCGACGGAGGAAAGAGAGAUCAAUGCUAACGCCGAACCCGUUGCUUUUCCCUUACUGGAACGUUACAAAGAAACCGACACGUUUCCACUGUUUCAGACAAUGCUUGAGAGGACUUUAUUGCGCCUGACUUCUGCUUCGACCGAUCAAAAUCCACCUCCUUAG